This is a messenger RNA of Lytechinus variegatus (green sea urchin), 2979 nucleotides long. Its product is annotated as transcriptional repressor scratch 2-like. Gene Ontology annotation, biological process: regulation of DNA-templated transcription. The coding region runs from base 940 to 1833 and encodes 297 amino acids. The transcript is spliced from 2 exons. Lineage: Eukaryota; Metazoa; Echinodermata; Echinoidea; Temnopleuroida; Toxopneustidae. The record is from RefSeq and is a predicted model, not a curated record. Gene Ontology annotation, molecular function: DNA-binding transcription factor activity, RNA polymerase II-specific; RNA polymerase II cis-regulatory region sequence-specific DNA binding.
CUUCCCGUCAUAAAUUCUAGCCCGUGACAGUUAUAAGCGACGUAGUUCGAGCAGCGAGACGAGCAAUUUACUCUGCGCCGACGAAGUAGGCUCUCGUUCUCUCGCGGGACUCUGUAUUUCUAGAUGGAUUAGCGAAGACGUACUUAGAGCGUCGCCUGCCACCUGCCAGUAUCUCCAUACCCUAUCAACAUUCCUUGGAACGUGCUUCUCACUCACACCGCACACUCUAUCCCUCACCUCGUAAAGAAACCUUCCCAGCUCUACGAAGCAGCCACGGACAUUUAGAAGAUUCAUUCAUCUUUUUGAUAAAUACUUCAAUUAUGGUAUCUCAGCUGAAAAGUGGCAGUUUCGUGUGAUGUAUAUCAUUGAGUGAGCGAUCGGUGCUACCUUCGCUUGGUGCGUACUUCAACCCCAUGCACUCUAGCCCACAAUCAAUGCUCUGCUAGCUACAGUAGAUGUGGACGUAUUAUAUCCAAGGAAGAGCUCGCAGAUAGCCGAAUCCUUUGUAACGCGUGAGUGCCGCGGUGAUUUUAUGACAUAAUAGCGAACAACAAUCUCGUCUGAUAAUUAAUGUCUAAUCAUCCCACGAUUUGUCUAAAUUCUUCGAGGAGAAAAAAACCCCACCGAAUCGUGCUUCCUGACUUGAUAAACUGAAUAGCACCCAUUAGAUUUUUUUAUGAUGGCAUUGGGUUGAUUGAGGGUUAAGUUCCAGUUUUGAAGGAAGAAACAGAUUCGAGACAUUUAAUCCUGAUUUAAAGGAACAAAAACAAAACUGUUGUCUUCAUCCAAAGUGUCUUCUUACACGGUAAUUAUCCUGCCUGACAUUCGCCGAGAUGCCUCGCUCUUUCCUUGUAAAGAAGACCAAAUUCUCAUCAUGUUCAGCGCUGUGCCCCCGGGGAUAUCGACCCUUACUAUCCAGCAACCCCAGGCAGCCCUACCAUGCCUCAUCAUGGUGUCAGCGUCACAGUCAACAAUGGGUACAUCCAUGACAUCACUCCAUCACCGUCAUCCCCUCCGACUGAGCCGUUGAUGAUCACCAACCUUCUCAACCAUCACCAUGAAGAACCACCGUCUCUACCAAGCUCACCAGAAACCGUUACAGACUCCACGUCUAGAGACUUUGACAUGGACAGCGGGAUCCUCAGUGUUCAGAGCAAAGGACAGCUUUUUCUGUCCUAUGAAGCAUUUUUGAUAACGGACGGACGAUCACGCCGUCGCGCGUUACAAAACGGUGGCAGCGGUGGGAUGAUCGGACCGGGUAUUGAUCAACAGCACGGCCAGAUAGAUGGAUCCUUAGCCGCCGUAGCCAACAGACCUAAAUACAAGUGCAAUGAGUGCGGGAAGCAGUACGCGACCUCUUCCAAUCUUUCAAGGCACAAGCAAACCCAUCGCAGCCUCGAUAGCCAUCUUGCCAAGAAGUGUGAGGUCUGUGGCAAGGUGUACGUCAGUAUGCCUGCCCUGGCCAUGCACGUGCUUACGCACAACCUGAAACACAAGUGCAAUGUCUGCCACAAGUCCUUCAGCCGUCCCUGGUUGCUCCAAGGCCACAUGCGUUCACAUACGGGCGAGAAGCCCUUCGGCUGUGCACACUGUGGCAAAGCAUUCGCCGACCGCUCCAACCUCCGCGCCCACAUGCAGACGCAUUCGGCUUACAAGAACUACAAGUGCAAGCGUUGCGACAAGUCGUUUGCCCUCAAGUCAUAUCUGAACAAACACUACGAAUCGGCCUGCUUCAAACUGGAUGGAGAGAUUAGAGACGACAUGAUGACGUGUACACCGUCGCCCCUGUCUGAUGCUGAAAAUAUAUCGGUCGAUGGAAACAUUUCUACGUGAUCAAAUUAGGAGAGAACAAUGGAACAAGCAAAUAAGUAUCUUACAAUCCAAUACGAACAAACGCCUUUUAUACGAAUACUAGAUUUUAUAAGAAAAUAUUUCAGUGAGGAGAUACAGCUUAGACAUGUUUGCUGACAUUAGCAUCGGUGAUGUAUCAAUGAGACAAAGUAUUUUUCAACAUUGAUCAAAUAAAUUGUUAUAUUUAUGAUGGUGCAAUUAAUAAUCAUUUUCUAUGGAAGGCAUUCAUAAUUCCAUUUUUUUCUGAAAUUUUUCAGUGUUACUAUUAUGUAUAAUUCGUGUUGUAAAUGUAAUUAUCUGGAAACUAACUUUCCGAUAGACGAGUAUGCAAGCAAUAAACAUAGUAGUUUGUAGACAACCAGGGGUUGUAUUAAGAGCAUUGUGCAAUAAAUAUUAUAUCAAUAGAAUAUGAAAUAAAUCAAUCAUCUCAGCAGAUAAUUGUAUGUAAAAAAUAUUUAAAAACGCAUCGCUUUCUUCAAAUACUGGAAUUUCGCUAAAAGAAGUUUAUAUACAUUUGAAUACCAAGCACUGCAAAAACAGAAUAGCGGUGUCAAAUGUGCACGACAUUUAAUACAAGCAGUUUACACCAGUGACAACAUUAAUGGUUGCGUCAACACUCAAUGGUGUUAUUAUUACGCACUGAUUGUGUUUGUCAUUUUAACACUACACUACUUGGUGUGUUUGUUUUUUCAAACUGCAUGGUGCAUGAAAACGUCCUAGGGUGUAGUCCUGUCAGGCACUAGGCUAGAUCUGGACGUUAGUAGUUAUUUGUUUGGAAAACCCUACACCCAUUCACCUCUAACAGUGUAAACACACCGUCUUUUCACUUCCUUUCACGAACAGGAAGUGAAAUGUCGGUGUGUGUGGGUGUGUGCACAGUGUGUGGGGUGAAUGUAAGUAGGGUAUUUCCAAACAAACAAAAAAUUAAUGUACUAACGUCCAGAUCUAGUCUAGUUAGACAUGGACUGUUGGCAUGGUUGGUACCUUUAACAUCGUAUUUCACAGUGUAUAAUACUAUGUGCUAAGCAGUCUUUUCUUGAUUUUAUUUAGGCCUAUUUAUGUCGCAUAUUUAAAAAGGGUAGCUCGCAGUUAAUUAAGAAAAUGUAUGACACAAAUCAAUAAGACGUU